Molecule: messenger RNA, 3870 nt
Organism: Mus pahari (shrew mouse)
Lineage: Eukaryota; Metazoa; Chordata; Mammalia; Rodentia; Muridae
Gene: Tspyl4
Product: TSPY like 4
Exons: 1
Coding region: 92-1315 (407 amino acids)
Biological process (GO): nucleosome assembly
Cellular component (GO): nucleus; chromatin
Molecular function (GO): histone binding; chromatin binding
Source: RefSeq, a predicted model, not a curated record
GAAAAGGGGUGGAGCUAAGCACUCACUGCGGUCUUGCGCUGCGUCUGCAGAGGACAAGGAAAGCUCCUCCGCAGGGCUGUCAGCUGCCAAAAUGAACGGCGUGGAAGGGGACAACGAGCUACCUCUCGCUAACACCACGACCCCCUCCCAUGCCUCCGAACAUCUGGAUCUGAAGCAGGACCAGGGGCUCCACGAGGAAACCGACACAGUGCGGGGGAUGGAGGCUGCAGGUGAGGCCGGUGCGGAUGGAGGCGCGUCUCCGGAUUCCGAGCACUGCUACCCUGAGCUCUGCUUCGGAGUGGCUGAGAAUAGUUGUGCUGCGGCAUCUAGAGAAGGUCUGGAGGAUGCUCCGUCUCCAUCAAAGGGCGGGGACGCACCCUCAGCCCCCGUGGCAGCCAACGACAGCAGUAAAAAUGGCUGUCAGCUUGAAGGGCCGCACAGCCCUGCUAAACCUAAAGCUCUGGAAGCCCGUGGUGCGGUGGGCCUGGGGUCUCAGCUGAUGCCGGGGCCGAAGAAGACCAAGGAAAUGACGACUACCAAGUGCGCCAUCUCUGUGGCCACCGGCAAGGAGGGAGAAGCAGGAGCGGCAAUGCAGGAAAAGAAGGGGGUACAGAAGGAAAGAAAGGUAGCUGGAGGAGGGAAAGAGGAGACUCGUCCCAGAGCUCCGAAGAUCAAUUGCAUGGACUCGCUGGAGGCCAUCGAUCAAGAGCUGUCAAAUGUAAAUGCGCAGGCUGACAGGGCCUUCCUCCAGCUGGAACGCAAAUUUGGGCGGAUGAGAAGGCUCCACAUGCAGCGCAGAAGUUUCAUCAUCCAAAACAUCCCAGGUUUCUGGGUCACCGCUUUUCGGAACCACCCCCAGCUGUCACCAAUGAUUAGUGGCCAAGAUGAAGACAUGAUGAGGUACAUGAUCAAUUUAGAGGUGGAGGAGCUUAAGCAGCCAAGAGUAGGAUGCAAAUUUAAGUUCAUCUUCCAAAGCAACCCCUACUUUCGAAAUGAGGGGCUGGUCAAAGAAUAUGAGCGCAGAUCCUCAGGUCGAGUGGUGUCGCUCUCUACGCCAAUCCGCUGGCACCGGGGUCAGGAACCCCAGGCCCACAUCCACAGGAAUAGGGAGGGGAAUACGAUUCCCAGUUUCUUCAACUGGUUCUCCGACCACAGCCUCCUAGAAUUCGACAGAAUAGCUGAAAUUAUCAAAGGGGAGCUGUGGUCCAAUCCCCUACAAUACUAUCUGAUGGGCGAUGGGCCACGCCGUGGAGUUCGAGUCCCACCAAGGCAGCCAGUGGAGAGUCCCAGGUCCUUCAGGUUCCAGUCUGGCUAAGCUCUGCCCUAGUGAAAAGCUCUUGCAGAAGAGUCCUUACCAUCUCCUCAGCUUGGCCAGCAGCAUGCAGCCUUCUGUCUGCUUUCUCUUCCCGUUGGAUUGUGUUCUUUGGUUCUUCUAAGUCUCCAGUAGUUUCAAGAUUGUGGCUUUCAAGUCUUUGCUCUUCUUUCUCUGGGCCAUCACGAUAUUCUGCAUAUAAUGGUGUUCCAAGUGCAUGGCCUUCAAACUGCUUCUAUGCCAAGUCACGUGCUGUAGUUUGUACUGCCUUCUUUGCAUGGCUUGGUUCCAGUCUGUGACAUGAUCUUCUUUCAGUUCUUUUUUUUUUUUUUAAAAGUGGUUCUCUGCCACAAGAAAGUUUGACACAUUCUUACCAAGAACUAGCCAGGCUUCAUACUUUCUGCUGUGUUCCCGAUAUCUAUGUACUGUGAAGAACUGUGAGUUUCACCACUGCAAGAUGGAACUGUACCCCAACCCAGCCAUUAGCCCAACAGGACAUUCCAGGCUAUUGCCAACUGAUCCUAGCUGUCUUCCUGGGCCUUUGCCAUUUACCCUGCUUGUUAUCUCUACAACAAGCAGGUGGCUGGUGGGUGACUACUAGGUAUGAGUGAAGUAACAGUCGAGGAGUGUUUUCUGUCACCACAUUGGUCUUGUACCGUUGGUUGCUGUGCAUUGUGAUCAGCUACUGGUGAGUAUGGAAGCUUGUGCAAUUGCCCACCAGUUCUCUACUUGUUGAGCUUUGCACAGGCCCAAGUGGUUCCUCAGGAACUACCUAAGGACCUAAGUUCCUAGUCAGCACAUAGGACCCCCUGCUGUACCAGUUCCCAUGGCUCAGUUAGCUGCUGGGCAGGAUCUGUAGUCACAUGUGGCAGUGCCCAAAGCAAAGCUAAAGUGGUUCCCUUCCAGCGGUUAGUUCUUCUGAGCCCUAACCAACAAAUUAUUCCUUAUCCAGGUACCUUUGAUGGGUAACUACUACUCUUCCUGUGUUCACACCCACUCUGGUGAAGUCAAAGUUGCCUAGGUUUGGGUAGUUAGAAAUUGUGGCCCACAGGCCUUGCUAUACCUUUCUCUCUUUGGCUCUUCUCUUUUCUUCCCCCCCUUCUUUCUCUUUAAGGCAGUUAUAGUCCAGAGACAGAAAAACAAAAGACAGCAGGCUUUUUAUUUGCUCUCCCCUUGGUUGUGUGCAGGCUGGGAAAGGUACUGUAGACUCCAAAUCUCUCACUGCCCUGACUAUUCCAACCUUCUCAUAGCAAAGUCUGAACAUUUCAAGGGAGACCACCUCCACUCUUCCCUCCAUUCUACUAGAUACUGUGGGUGUGUUUAAGCUCUAGUUUGAGAAUCAGGGAGAAGAGAAAGAAGAGUCUCAAUGACAGACCCUGUGCCUGCCCUGAGCAGUCUGUGAAUGAAUGCACCUAGCCCACAUUUCUAAAGGACAGCAGUUCUUUUGUGGGCCUCAGCCUGUAGAAAUGACCAGAGAGCAACAAUGUGUGACAUCUUUGUUGUUUGCCUGACCUUGGCCCUUACCUGUCAGCUUUUGAAUUUGCUUCCAUGUUUCCAUCCUAACAAAGAAGGAAGCAGGCUGUAGAGUGCAUUGAGAGAGGGAGACCCCAAGCCUCUUCUCAGGGAUGUGAGGGGUCUGGGUUUGCAGGACAUGCUCCAUUGAAUUUGCAACAGUGCUGUUGUGGCUUCUGCAGCUGUAGCCCUCAGGCAUUCCCUUUCUGAUUUAAAGACCUUGUUGGAAGCUUCUCCAAAGCUCAGAGGUCUGGAUGCCUUCGUUGGAGGCUGAGAAAUUUAAGAGGAGGACUAGAGGGAAGAGCCUGUUGCAGAGUGAGUUUUUCUAGCUCUGCUGUGAUGAUUGACAUGGAAGGAGCAGGGUUGGGGUCAGGGGUCCCUGAGGCACAUUCCAGUGCAAGGGGGGUGGGGGAGGGGGGUCAAUCAAGUGGGUUGGAGUUUAAAAAGAGAUGCUUGGAGGAUAUUCCUUAGUUUCUCCUAAUUUCCAACUCCACCAGUAGAUCUUAGUAAACAGAUGUAAUUCUGGGUGAGCCUUGUCUGUGGGAGAUCAAUGGUGUGCACUCCUCAUUCCACUGUGCUUGAUCCUAUUACUCCCUGUCAGUUCACUGGCAGCGUUGAUGUUUACAAGCCUGCCUUUUACUUAUUGAGAACAAGUGUAAACAUUUGAAUUUCUGUCAUUUGCAGUAUGAAAACUCCUGUGAAUAUUCAUUACUAGAAUAACUUGUUCUGGUGUCUCUUCAUAUAUAGCUGUAUUCUUAGAAGUUCAAUCUGCACAAUGUGAUCUCUGAAGUCUGAAGAUGUUUUGAAAACUGUUGCUAUGUCUUGUAAAAGUGGUUUCAAAAAGACAAAUGUAACUGUCUUACUGAUAUUUCUUGCUGUAGUAAGUAAUACUUGGCAUUAUGUUCUUAACCAGUGUGAGGACUAGAACUGCUAUCAACUAAAUGAGGAUCUUAGUCCUCUGUCUUUUCCUGUGUGCUCAAAGGAAAGAUAAUGUUACUGUUAUAUUUCUUGUCUGCACCAAAAAUAAAUAAAUAAAGGUGAAUGAA